Messenger RNA from Ctenopharyngodon idella (grass carp), 2402 nucleotides. RefSeq names its product leucine rich repeat containing 31 (gene lrrc31). Gene Ontology annotation, molecular function: protein binding. The record is from RefSeq and is a predicted model, not a curated record. Lineage: Eukaryota; Metazoa; Chordata; Actinopteri; Cypriniformes; Xenocyprididae.
GUGGCUUUAAAGUGACCGGCUUCAUGUGACAGCUCUUUGUUUACAGCGUUUUUAUACAGCCAAAGUUCAGCCCAACUUCCGGGAUCCGGUAUGAAUGAGAUGAAUGUGACAGGUGUAAAUGCGUACUGAAUCUGCUUAUUAAAAUCAUCGCGCACUGGUGAAUGCAUUAUAUAGAAAAGAUUCAAGAAACAUUUCAAGUUUGGAAAAGGACAGAAUAACCGUACAUGAUUUACCUGCAGAUAAGACGAGAUCUUCUUUUAAAAAGCAAUGGAUUCAACAGAGGCUACCAAAGGGAAGGAGAGUGUUCAGAAAAUAUCUCCCCUGAAUCUCAUUAUGAACCAGCUCAGAAGGAAAGCCUCUUUCACAGAGAGAAAGAAACCAACAAUGGGCCGCCUCUUCCGCCCAUCAGAGAGCAAUGACAAAAGAAACAGCGGCAUACCUGAAAUGAAGGAAUCAGAGGCCAGUGAAGGAAAAGAAAAUAAUGACCCUGGGAAAGAGAUCAGUAACACGGAUGAUGAGACCGGCUCUGUUGUGGGCUGGGGUCGGGUGAAGCAAUUCGUUCAGAAGCUUGGGAAAACCCCCCACAGUCAGAAUUUGAGCCUGAGCCACUGCGAUCUGACAGCCACAGAUGUGGUGGAACUAGCCACCUUACUGCCAUUUCUGGCUCAGCUGGAGGUGAUGGACCUGUCCUGGAAUGAUCUGGUUGGAGGAUCCCUGAAGGCACUUACUGUCCACCUGCAGCAUGUAGGGAAGCUGAGAGUGCUGAAGCUGUGUAACUGCAGAUUAACAGCUCAAGACCUUACUGCUCUUGGUGAGGCUCUUGACUGCAUUCCUCUAAUAGAGGUGCUAGAUUUGUCCUGGAAUAUUGGCGUCGGUGCAGGAAAUUUCAGACACUUCACAGAACACCUCCAACCUACAAGCACACUGAAAGAACUCCGCCUGGUGGACUGUCAGCUCUCUGAGACAGACAUUACAGCUCUGAGUGAGGCUCUUCCCAUGUUGUCUAGUUUGGAGGAGUUAGAUCUGUCUAAUAACAAGCUGUCAAUCAAUGGAAUGGAGAACCUCACCUCCUCUUUAGGUUCGACUCCACGGCUGAAGACCCUAAAACUGAGCAUGUGUGGACUCAAUAAAGACAGUCUCAGUGUUCUGGGCCAGGCACUCCGGUUCAUCCCUGCACUAGAGCACUUCGACCUGUCGUGUAAUAAGGAAGCAGCUGGAGGUCUUGCCACACUAGCCGUUAACCUAGCUCUCCUCACACACUUGAGAAGUUUGGAUAUGCAUCUGUGCUGUCUAACAAAGGAGGAUGUGUUGGCAUUAGUCCAGGUAGCUCCAUCUCUCAAAGAGCUCAGAGAGCUGGAUUUGUCGUCCAAUAAAAGUGUUGGAGAUACACUCCAGAGUCUUCUGCAAACCCUCCCUCUUUCUCAGAUAACCAAACUUCCGCUAAACAACUGUGCUUUGAGCACACCUGAAUGCCAUGCUCUUGCUGCCGCAAUGCAGAAGCUACAACAGCUUGAAAGUCUGAACUUGUCGUGGAACAAGUGUGUGGGGGAAAAUCUGAGGCAAUUUCUGGAGCCUUUGCCGUCUGAUUGCAAACUACAGGAACUCAGACUGAGUAGCUGUAAUUUAACCACUGAAGAUUUGCUACAUCUAGAAUCUGCUUGUCAGCGUGGAGUUCUAUCCCAUCUGAAGCAGCUGGAUUUGUCCUACAAUAGCAGUGUCGGAGAUGGCGGUUGGACGUCUCUUUUUGGGAAGGCUGCUGGUCUAAAGGGACUGGAGGAGCUGGAUGUCAGUCUGCGUCCAUCCGCAUUUCUCUCCGUGUCCCCCUGGCUGCCCGCCUUGUUGGAGGCCCUUCCACAUCUCUCCUCCCUCACCCGUCUGUCUCUGCAGCAUUGGGCGCUGACUUCAGCUGAGAGGGAGAAGCUGGAAAAAGUUCUUAGCAAGAAAAACAUCAUCCUGGAAUGGAGACUGGCCACGCCCACAACCAAGGCAGCAGGUUAACGAGAAGUGUUUCAGUCGCUUAGAUAAUUAGGGUUUUCCAAGUAACUGAAGUUGCAAAUCAAGAUGUUACUGAGAAUAAGGUGUUGAUUGAAAGGCAUUCAACAAUUUUUAUUAUUUUUUUUUACCCAUUUUUCUUUUAUGUAUUUCUAGAUUAUUUAUAUCACAAAUGAUCAUAUUAAAAAAGAGGAUGUUUUAUCAUCAGUAAAUUAAAAUGUAACUCAUAACCAGAGUUAAAGGAAUAGUUCAAGUUUUUGGGGAAAUAUCCUUUAAGUAUUGAUUGUUUGCACUAUGUAUUUGAAAUGACAGUUUUAAUGAAGUAAUCAUUGAUAUAUUUAUUUGUGUCCUUUCUUAUUUACAUAAAAUAAAACAAAAAGAUUUAGACUGAACUUGCUAAAUCAACAAAA